ACGGAACCGGCGCGCCACAGACUCGGGCGCCUCGGCGGGAGCGUGAGCAGCCAUGGCCACCACCAACGGGGCCGUGGAGAACGGGCAGCCCGACAGAAAACCGUCUGCCCUACCGCGCCCCAUCCGCAACCUGGAGGUCAAAUUCACCAAGAUAUUUAUCAACAACGAAUGGCACGAAUCCAAGAGUGGAAAAAAGUUUGCCACAUAUAACCCUUCAACUGUAGAGAAAAUAUGUGAAGUGGAAGAAGGAGAUAAGCCCGACGUGGACAAGGCGGUGGAGGCCGCCCAAGCCGCCUUCCAGCGGGGCUCACCAUGGCGCCGGAUGGAUGCCCUGAGCCGGGGCCAGCUGCUGCACCAGCUGGCGGACCUCAUGGAGAGGGACCGCACUGUUCUGGCCACCCUAGAAACCAUGGACACAGGGAAACCAUUCCUUCACGCCUUUUUCAUCGACCUGGAGGGCUGCAUAAAAACCCUCCGGUACUUUGCAGGGUGGGCGGACAAGAUACAGGGCAGGACCAUCCCCACAGAUGACAACGUGGUGUGCUUCACCAGGCAUGAACCCGUAGGCGUGUGCGGGGCCAUCACUCCCUGGAAUUUCCCUCUGCUGAUGCUGGUGUGGAAGCUCGCGCCCGCCCUCUGCUGUGGGAACACCGUGGUCGUGAAGCCGGCUGAGCAGACUCCCCUCACAGCCCUUUAUCUUGGCUCUCUGAUCAAAGAGGUUGGGUUCCCUCCAGGUGUGGUGAACAUCGUGACAGGGUUUGGGCCCACAGUGGGAGCUGCCAUCUCUUCUCACCCUCAGAUCGACAAGAUAGCCUUUACUGGGUCCACAGAGGUUGGAAAGCUAGUUAAAGAAGCCGCCUCCCGAAGCAAUCUGAAGAGGGUGACGCUGGAGCUUGGGGGCAAAAACCCAUGUAUCGUGUGUGCGGAUGCCGACCUGGACUUGGCCGUGGAGUGCGCCCAUCAGGGCGUGUUCUUUAACCAGGGCCAGUGCUGCACAGCGGCCUCCAGGGUCUUCGUGGAGGAGCAGAUCUACGCCGAGUUCGUCCGGCGCAGCGUGGAGUACACCAAGAAGCGGCCCGUCGGAGACCCCUUUGAUGCCAGAACCGAACAGGGGCCCCAGAUUGAUCAAAAGCAGUUUGAUAAAAUCCUCGAUCUGAUCGAGAGUGGGAAGAAGGAAGGCGCCAAGCUGGAAUGUGGGGGCUCAGCCAUGGAAGACAGGGGGCUCUUCAUCAAACCCACUGUCUUCUCAGAAGUCACCGACAACAUGAGGAUUGCCAAAGAAGAGAUUUUUGGACCAGUGCAGCCAAUACUGAAGUUCAAAAACAUUGAAGAAGUGAUAAAAAGGGCAAAUAGCACUGAAUACGGACUCACAGCAGCCGUGUUCACAAAGAACCUUGACAAGGCCCUGAAGCUAGCAUCUGCCCUAGAAUCCGGGACGGUCUGGAUCAACUGCUACAAUGCCAUCUAUGCACAGGCUCCAUUUGGUGGCUUUAAAAUGUCGGGGAACGGCAGAGAACUAGGUGAAUAUGCUCUGAGCGAAUAUACAGAAGUGAAAACCGUCACCAUCAAACUGGACGACAAGAACCACUGAAGGGAAGGCAGGGUCCUUCCUCCAACAUUUGACAACUGAAUGUGGCGGAUUACACUUGCCGAAGAAAAAAAUGACAUUUCUGACCUUUUUGUGACACUUUCUUCUGGAAGCUUUCAAUCUGCUGGAUUUGAAUGACUCUUCUCCUCCCACGCUAAGUUUUAUUGAUCAAGCUGUGGAUGCCCGUAUGUUGUGCAAAAUUGCGUUCCUGCCUGGGGAUGGCGCUAUUGGCCAUUUCUGUUUUGCCCUUUAAACUGGGUACCAGCGGACAGUGAAGAUGCUCAGGGCACUGUUAACAGGAAGUGGUAUUUGCAGUGGCCAGCAGCUCCUGAAAAAUGUGUUGCUGAAUCUGACUCUAGUAAGAAUUUGGAAAAACUCCCUGCAUGUUCCACCAGCAGAGCCCUGCACCUACGGUCUCCUCAGGUUCACCUGUCCACAGAACAAGCCUCUCUUUCUCGGGGAGGGCUGACGGUACCAUGCAGUGGGAAAAGCAUUAACACUAAGUUAAAAAAAAAAAAGGCUGCAAGGAUCUGAUGGGCGGAGAUUUGGGGGUUGUGGGCAUGUGUGGGUGAGGGUCUUUGAGGUCUGCAUAUUUAGUGACCACGGCACUCAGCUUAUAAAAACAAUACUGCCUUUGGAAUCUGACCAAAUCGUAGCCCAAAGAGCAUAUUCUAAAAAUGUGUCAUUGUCUAUCUUAACCAAGGCACUUUCUUAGGCAAAAAAAAAAAAAAAGUUCUAUCGCCUUUGCUGCUAAGGAGCCAACGCUCUGACCCUCCAACAGCACAGCGAAUCCUCCGGUAAUUAAGUUCCACAUUUUACAAACACACCAAAGCAAUAAUUCAUUUUAGGAAUUCUGCCUUUCUACUACACUCCUUAAUGGUUUAUGAUAAGCCUACAUACUUAUCCUUUUUCCAGUUCUGUUACCCGGUUUAGAUUAGGAAAACAUACAGAACUGGAAAGACGACUGUCAUAAUAUAGACCUGCUUUUUCAAAGUCCUAUUUUGAUGUUAAUUUCUGAGUAAUUAACAGAUAAGACAUGGGCUCCCUGGAGGACCUGGGUCUCCUACUAAAUCCAAGUGGUCUGAGUACUUUAUAACAGGUUGUGAAGUUUUCUUUUCCUCUUUGUGUAUCCAAAGGGUGUGCAAUCCCAUCAACUUUGACUUGGAAAACGGAAGGUGUUUCCAUAGAGCUUUAAAAAAACAAAACCAAACUUAAAUUGUGUUAUUCGGACACUGUUACUGUUACUAACUAGUCAUUUUCUAAUGGGAAAAAUGGUGCUUGUGCUUGACAAUUCAUUGGCGUGAGCACAGUGAUAAGAUGAAGCUCCAUGUCACAACCUGUGUGUAUAAAGAAAAUCACGCAGGAAAUGGGGUUAUCAUCCUCGUGAGCAAUAUGCAAUAUGUACUUCACCUUCUCUCCAUCAGUUAACACUUACAUUAACAAUUCACUUGUUAGGUCAGGAUUAGACUUCUUACACUGAAUCGUCAGGAUUUUAUCUCAACUAACUAUAGACACUAACCUCGAUAGUAAUGCCUUGGAGGGUUCUUUUUCUUCCAUUGUACAAUAAUGCCUUUAAUAUGAAACUCUACAUUAAUUACGAUUGGUAUAGGGUCGCUAUGAGUUGCAAUCGACUUGACACCAAUGGGUUUUGGUAUAGUUAAUUAUAUCUUUUUAUAGCUGUAAGUACACAGAGGUGGUAUAUUUAACCUUCUGUAAUAUACUGUAUUUAGAAAUGGAAAUCUAUAUCCUGUUUGAUUUCACUUUUUUAAAGGUUUACCACUGUGGUAUGGUUUAAAAAUGUAUCAGCCUGGAAAUUCAGCUCCUACCUACAGAUUGAGCUCAACAAUGCAACAAUGAUAAAAUAAACUUAGGUAUUUGAGAAACAUUAUGUUGUGUUUUGUUCUGUUUUCAUUUGAGGACUCAAUCCCUUUUAAUUCUGUGGCUGACCCCUCUUUCCUGGGUCUUCUGUACAAAAUGUCUUGUAACAAAGCAGGGUCAGUAACUGAGGCUACAAUUCCCCUUGCUCAAUCGAUCAGGCCUAGUGCUUUGCCUGAGCGUGAAACCCAUUCCUAUCGGUUUUGGAGUCAACCAGGCAGGGAGCCUGGCUUCACUGUCUCUCUGUCUUAA
Messenger RNA from Loxodonta africana (African savanna elephant), 3715 nucleotides. It is a transcript of the gene ALDH1A3, whose product is annotated as aldehyde dehydrogenase 1 family member A3. Lineage: Eukaryota; Metazoa; Chordata; Mammalia; Proboscidea; Elephantidae. Bases 53 to 1591 code for a protein of 512 amino acids. Gene Ontology annotation, molecular function: aldehyde dehydrogenase (NAD+) activity. The record is from RefSeq and is a predicted model, not a curated record. The transcript is spliced from 13 exons. Gene Ontology annotation, biological process: aldehyde metabolic process.